Haliotis rufescens (red abalone) is the source of this 1227-nucleotide messenger RNA. RefSeq names its product acetylcholine receptor subunit beta-like 1. NCBI's taxonomy places the organism in Eukaryota, Metazoa, Mollusca, Gastropoda, Lepetellida, Haliotidae. Bases 1 to 1227 code for a protein of 408 amino acids. Gene Ontology annotation, molecular function: extracellular ligand-gated monoatomic ion channel activity; transmembrane signaling receptor activity; neurotransmitter receptor activity. Gene Ontology annotation, cellular component: neuron projection; membrane; synapse. Gene Ontology annotation, biological process: signal transduction; regulation of membrane potential; nervous system process. The record is from RefSeq and is a predicted model, not a curated record. The transcript has a single exon.
AUGUUGAGGGGGAUGAAGCUGCUGGAGAUGUGUGUUGUGCUUGUGUGGUUGUCAUCAAUCUGUGUUCAUGUUGUGGCUGACACCCGAGAGAGUAUAAAACAGCUGAACUCGUAUCUUGAAACCCGCUUCAAUCCCGACGUUCCUCCCAUCGACCCACAGACCAAUGCCAUUGAAGUAGAUAUUAUGAUUGGGCCAGUGCAGGUUCAGGAUCUGGUUGAUGCUACCCAAGUACUUAAAUGCAGAGUGUUUGUGGUGAUGAGAUGGACGGACACAUCACUUGCCUGGAAUGCGUCGGACUACCCCAACGUUGAUCAGAUAGAAAUCGCUCCAUAUAAAGUUUGGUCUCCAAACGUAGCUUUGGUCAAUUCUGCCUCUGGUGAUGGUACUUUAUCGACACUGAUGCCCUUGAUGCUGUUAAUGAACGGAUCUCUGUUUUGGCAGAACAUAAUGACUGUCUCUACAAUAUGCAAAACCGAUCUAUCUAAAUAUCCAUUUGAUAACCAGACAUGUGACCUUACAUUUACAUCGACCUUCGGAUAUUCCAUUAUCCUACAUCCAUAUGUGGAUUCAAACACAUAUGGUUUAAAGAUAAAUGCUAACGGAGAGUGGGAAACUAUCAAUAUAACACGGUCGGUCUCUCCACAGGAUGAUCACCAACUACACCAACCUGCAACGUUUUUUAUCCAUCUGUCCAGAAAGCCUCUUUUCCAUAUUUUGAACUUCAUUUGUCCGACGUGCCUAGUCUCUUUCCUCAACAGCAUCGUGUUCCUGCUGCCAGCAGGCUCUGGAGAAAAGGUGGGCUACGUCAUGGCCGUCUUUGUGUCGAACGCUCUCUUCCUAAGUCUCAUCCACGACAUCAUGCCAUCAACCUCUGAUACUAUUUCUUACCUGUCCCUCUACCUCCUUGGGAUUCAACUCCAAGGCUUUCUCGGAAUUGUUGGCACAGUCGUGGUACAGAACGUAUACUGUCACCAGCAGAACGCCAAGGAGAAUGGAGCACACGUAGAACCAAAUCGAACACCUGCAAGAUUGAAGCCGACACAAGUUGUGCCUCUUGACUCGCCUGACACGGUGGAGGAUCUCAAAGAUCAGACCAGACAUCAGUAUUCAAGAACGAGGGCAUGCAUGAGACUCCGUAAUCUCCCACUGGACAGGGCUUUGGAUGGUAUUUUCUUCAUAUGCUCCUUUGGCUUUGCUUUGAUCAUCUUUCUCUUGCUAGUUGUAUAA